AUGCUUUGCACAACCAUCAAAAUCUGGCUGCUUCUCGGGCUGCUCCACGGCACUGUGGGCGAGAGAAAAUGGGACUACGAGCCUGUGUCCAUAGAUACCUACAGCACGGAUGAGAGCCAGCUGAAGGUUGAAUCCAAAAUCGACCGUCUGAAUCGCGGAGAGUUCGGAAUUUCGUGCACCGUGGAGUGGAAAUACGAUAUAGAUGAGACCACAAUGGUCGAGGCCAGUGCUUACCGCAGCAAUUCUGGAGCGGAGAACGACUAUAAGGUCCUGCCCUGGUCUAUACCCAAGCAGACCUACUAUGAUUAUCUCAACACGUACUACAAGGACGUGCUCAUCCCGAACCUUGGCCACUGCUCGAAUCUGCCGCAGUUCGAGGGGAAGUUCCAGCCGCCGUGGCCGAAGGACACCUACCUCGUCGACAAAUGCGUCAUCGAAGGCCAGGGGCUUCCCGAAGUUGUUCCGCCCGGUUUCUACAAGAUCAUAUUCAUAGUGAGCGGACCCGAUCAGCCUGAAUGGGGUUUCACUGUAGUCCUUAAGGUAACAGCUAAACUUUUUUAGACAACUGUUUUUCGGAUGCGGAAUGAAUAUAGAAAUUUCCACACAUUUGGGAUACCAACA
Messenger RNA from Drosophila persimilis, 621 nucleotides. RefSeq lists its product as uncharacterized. Lineage: Eukaryota; Metazoa; Arthropoda; Insecta; Diptera; Drosophilidae. The coding region runs from base 1 to 561 and encodes 186 amino acids. The record is from RefSeq and is a predicted model, not a curated record. The transcript is spliced from 3 exons.